AGGCGCAAGUACACGCUCAAGAUCGUGGAGGAGGAGGCAAAGAAGGAGUUUGAGGAGAACAAGCGCUCGCUGGCAGCACUGGACGCGCUUGAUACGGACGAUGAGAAUGACGAGGAGGAGUACGAGGCCUGGAAAGUGCGUGAGCUGAAGCGGAUCAAACGGGACCGUGAAGAGCGAGAAGCCAUGGAGAAGGAGAAGGCGGAGAUCGAGCGUAUGCGGAACCUGACGGAGGAGGAGCGCCGCGCCGAGCUUCGGGCCAACGGCAAGGUCAUCACCAACAAGGCGGUGAAGGGCAAGUACAAGUUCCUGCAGAAGUACUACCACCGCGGCGCCUUCUUCAUGGAUGAGGACGAGGAGGUGUACAAGAGGGACUUCAGCGCCCCGACCCUCGAGGACCACUUCAACAAGACCAUCCUGCCCAAAGUCAUGCAGGUCAAGAACUUCGGGCGCUCAGGGCGGACAAAGUACACGCACUUGGUGGACCAGGACACCACCUCCUUCGACUCUGCGUGGGGCCAGGAGAGCGCGCAGAACACCAAGUUCUUCAAGCAGAAGGCGGCGGGUGUGCGGGACGUCUUUGAGAGACCCUCGGCCAAGAAGCGAAAAACCACUUAAGGGCGCAGGCAGGAGGGCGCAGCGCGGCCGGUGCUUCUGUGCCAGCUGCCGGGGGCCGGGCAGGGACAGAAGGGACAUAGCGCUGUGCCAGGACUCGUGUGGCAACAAGCCCUUCCUCUGCC
Messenger RNA from Leptosomus discolor (cuckoo roller), 737 nucleotides. Lineage: Eukaryota; Metazoa; Chordata; Aves; Leptosomiformes; Leptosomidae. The record is from RefSeq and is a predicted model, not a curated record.